GUUCUCUCCCCAUUAUCUGAUUCCAUCCUGGCGGAGAAAACGGUCACAGUCCUGGAUGAUCGUGUAGGAAUUGUAGAACUUGGAGUUCAGCUCAUUACUGGGCUCUCUUUGUCUGUGCAAGCAAGCAAAGCAAACAAGAGAGUACUUAUUACAAGCGCAACAGCGAGCGACAUACUUCACAACUUUAAACAGGUACAGUACAGUAGAAUGUUAUAUUAAAUAUUCUAAGCAGAAUGUUUUUUGGAUUGAUGAUUUGCAAUAAAUGCUCAUUAUAUCUGCACAGGUGAAUUAAAUAAGUUAAUCAACCCCCAUCGACAUAUGGGUAGGAUUGCUAUGCUUCCAUGGUGGAUUCAGAACGUAUUUUAAACCUUUAGCUGCCGAGACAUUUCUUUCCUCUGUUCUGAAGCAAUUUUUACGUUUUCGAACUCACUGGAGUUAAACACCAACAAAAGUGAUUUUUCUGAGACUCACCCUUACCAAAUAUGUCUCCAAAUAACAAAAAAAACAAAAAACAAUCUUAAAAAAGCCACAAUGCAACAUGCAGAAAUUGAGUAAUUUUUCUGUGUACUUUAACAACAGCAAGAGUCUUUAUUUUAUCACGAUUUGAAAAAUUAACUCCAGCUCAGCUUCUCGAAAAGCAAAUUUAGGAUUCCAUACGCAAUUUUGUUUAUUCAAAAUUAACAAUAUAAAACUAGGUACAAAAUUAUAUUUCAGUUUGGCACUUAUUUUGUUAUGGUUUGAAUAUUCAUUAAGCAUACCGAUAGGGACUCUACGAUGGGGAUCGUUUUAGGGCAUUCUUAGCAGGUACAAUUUAUUAGGUGACUCCUUGCUAUGGCUACUUAGUGUUUAGUACAUUAUAUAUAUUCAGCUGGCGAUCUAUGAGGUGGUAGACAUACUUAGGACUAUUGUGCUAAACUGUUUGUAUUUUCUACUAUUUAGUUUAACCUUGUUCUAUUUCUUUAUAUGGAGACCUUGAAGUCUUUUACAAGAUCAGCUAGGUGAAGGAGUAUCUGGUCAUACUUUAAGCCUCCUGUUACAUCUAUUCAGUUCUUUUGAUAUUACUGCGAGAUUUACUGGUUUGCUGAGCUUAUUAGCUCUCCUUAGGGUUUUAGAUGUGGUGUGAUUAUUUUAUUUUCUGAUACUUAUAUUCUUUAAUAAAAUGUGAUUUUAUUCUGUAUAUAUUAAUUUGCAAACCCAGGGAACCUUAUUGUGCCUUUUGGGCUUAAGGUCCUUAGGAUCACUUCAGUGUUCACCUAUGGGGAUUCUGGUGAUGCUGGAGGUCCUCAUGCAAGGGGUGAGGACGCCCAGCGCGUUUAGAUGACCAAAAGUCCCUCUAGUGGCUGUCUGGUUGACUGCCUCUCUGCUAUUUCUAACUGGAUGGCUGCUCACUUCCUUAAACUCAAAUUGACCAAAACUGAAAUUCUGGUCUUCCCUCCUUCAAGUGUUGCUACUCCUGUGUCUGUCUCCCUCCAAGUCAACGGUGCUACCAUCAGCUCCACCACGCAGGCUCGCUGCCUAGGUUUUCUCUUUGACUUCAACCUCUCCUUCACGUGUCACGUUCAGUCUAUCACCAAAUCCUGUCAUUUCCAUCUCAAAAACAUUGCGCGCAUCGACCCUACUUAACACCAGAUGUGACUAAGGUGCUGGUCCAUUCCACUCUCCUUUCUCGCCUUGACUACUGUAAUCGGUCUUACGUGCUCUCAACUUGUGCCGUUACAGGCCAUGAAUGCGGCGGCGAGGCUCAUCUUCCUGUCUGCCCGCACCGCCCACGCCUCCCCCUUCUGUCAGUCCCUACAUUGGCUUCCUGUAAGAUAUAGGGCUCAAUUUAAAAUUCUGGUUCUUGCUUUCAAAUCUCUACAAAAUGCUGCUCUCACCUAUCUAUCCUCCCUAAUACACAAGUAUGUCCCGUCUAGGCCCUUACACUCUUCUGUCCAUACUCCCACCUCUGAUGCUUGCCUUCAAGACUUCUCGAGGGCUGCACCGUUCCUGUGGAACUCAUUUCCCUCCCCCGUUAGAUGCUCACCCAGUCUCCACUCCUUCAAAAAAUCAUUAAAAACCCACUUCUUCAUAAAAGCGUAUCAAUUAAACUGUUAAUAGCUCCUGACUGAUUCCUCUCUUGCAGCUGUCAUUAGUCUAAUACUAUCCUUACCGUCUGUGUCACUUUACCCCACUCCCUCUAGCAUGUAAGCUCAUUGAGCAGGGCCCUCAACCCCUGUGUUCCUGUGUGUUCAACUUGUCUGGUUACAACUACAUGUCUGUUUGUCCACCCAUUGUAAAGCGCUACGGAAUUUGUUGGCGCUUUAUAAAUAAUAACAUAAUAAUAAUAACCCUGCAAGUGUAAUUAUUGCAGUUUAUAAAAACUGCAAUAAUUACACUUGCAGGGUUAAGGGUGAUGGGAGUUGACACCCAGACCACUUCAAUAGUCCAUUUAAGUCCAAAUGACACCACACUGAAUGUAGAAAAUCCAUCCUUUGAGUAUGGAACCAUUUGGACUAUAAAAACAGACCUUGUUCACACUAUUUAGCAAUGUCUGGAUUUUGCAAUUCUGACCCUGAACAUACCUGAAGUUGGUCCAGUUGCCAGACUGCUGAAAUCCGGACCAAAUGCUGGAUUUAAAAAACAACGUGAACUCUUUGCUGCUGGUGGGCAAAUAGUUAAAAACCAUCAGCUACAUAAGGGUUAAUAAUGUGGCGGUUGGCCAGCACUUUCUUUCUACCCGCUGCAUUAACUAGUUAAUAAAUGUUAAAUAGAUAAGUAGAAAAAAAAAUACACAAACUUGCAACAUCCUGACAAAGGGAGAAGAGAGGGAUUCGGAUUAGUGUGAUUCAUGCCGAGCAGACUUCGAUUUCGGUUUUCUCUAUCUGUUGCUCUUGCAUAAUAAUUCCUGGUUUCUGUCAUUAAUGGACUCGACUCAAACUUAGAAGCUGGUUAAAAGGCUGGAUGUGGGGCUAAAGAAACUCCCCUACCUGAGAGGCGCACCCAACAAUGCAAUCUGACCAAGCUUAUAGUCCGUUUAUAAGCAUGUAUUACAGGGGUAGGCAACCUUCUGCACACCAGAUAUUUUGGACUACAUCUACCCUGAUGUUUUGCCAGCAUUAUGGCUGUAGAGAUAUUCCACACACCACAACCACUUCAGUAAUUUGAAGUGGUCAUCGAACCAGGAGUCUGUAUGUGCCAUGCUUUGCUUAAAAAUGCUGCAUAUACAGAGGUUAACUCUGGGCUGGCGCUAAUAUCAGUCUUGUGCAAAAUUGGCACCAGACAGCCUAUAGCAGCGAGGUAGCCAAUGGUAGCAUGCCAACCUCAAUGCUGCUUUUGUCCUCCCUCAGUUUGUACUCUCGGACUCUGACACCUUGCCCUACCCUUUUUUGGUGACUGGGGAGGGGGGGUUGACCAUCACAUGUGGUCACUAUAACCACAACCUUUGUUACCUCUAAAUGGACAUUUCAAACAUUAUGCACAUGUGUAUUUAUUAUUUUUUUGAGUUUUCUAGUUAUAUUUUAAUUACUGUGAUUAUUUCUUCUUUAAUUGGUAUAAUUGGCCAACAAGCGAUGACAAAUUAAUGUUACAUGCACGUGUAAUCAAGUUAGGGGAGACACUUGCAUUCAUUCUGUUUAUGGACUAACACUUAUAGGGUUAUUCACUAAAGUAAGAAUUCAAAGUGAAUUCAGUACGGUUAGAAAAACUUCCUAAAUUAUUUAUCUACAGAAGUCACAAUUAAAGUCUAUGGGAAUUUUCAUAGAUAGAUUUGGAAAUCUUAUCAAGGUGUAAGUCAGCUUUGCUUUAUGUUCAGCUACUCUAGCCUUAAAUUUCAAAUUCACCUAGACUUCACUUUGAAUUCUCACUUCAGCAAAUAACCCAGUUAAAAAUAUAGGCAUUGGUUUUUUGUUAUUUCAUUUCCUUGAAGAGUUUGAAUUUGCUGCUUUAUGUGGUCUCAUUAAAAUGUUUAGAUUCAUUGGUGGGAUUAACAUUGCUGAAGCUUGCGUGUUUAACAUAUGGUAUAGAACCCAUUUUUCCCAAUUCAAAAUGUUCAAAAGUGGUGUAAAAACAUAUUGUAACAGAAGGAUGGUGACUUUGUUAACAACUCACCAACAGUUAACAUGUUGAUACCUAUUUUAUAUUAUAGUGUUGACUCUUUGGCAACAUAUAAAACUAAGGAUUGUUGCGUUAAGUAAGAUUAAUAAUAUUGCAGGGCAUACUAGAAGUUACAGAAAAUCUUCAAUGUAUCUAUUUCAGUAAAAAAAAGAAAAAAUAAUUGCACUGCUUUUUUAAGGAAUAUAAAAUAAAAAAAGUUUAAUAAAACAAAUUAUUUGAUGUAUGUUCUAUGCUUUAUAGGAUAUAUAUAUAUAGUUAACCACUAUGUCAUGAAUUCAGAUGAAGAUUAUAAAUAUUAUUACUUUUUUUUUCCAGGAAGCAGUGAUCAGUGUGUGGACCCUAUUUAGUGAUGGAUCUGUAACACCCUUGGACAUUUAUGAGAGCAAGGACUUUUCACUUACGGUGUCUUCACUUGAUGAGAUGGUGGUAUCAACUUAUUUGAAUCCUUCAUCCAACUGGCCAGUUGUGGUUGCUGAAGGAGAAGGCCAAGGACCACUAAUUAAGUUAGAGCUAGGUAUCAGUGAGAUUUGCCAAAAGUCAAAGCGGAAGAGUAGCCUUGCAACAGGGACUGGAACAAUUAAAGUGAAGUUUGGGCAAAAAGAUUCAGACCAAAAAGGUAACGUGAAUGAGAUUCACAACACAGAUGAAGAGCUUAAAAAACACAUGAGUAAAACCACAGAAAAAGUAGCAGAACAAGAAAGGACGGUAAAUGAAUGGCCCAAGCAUGGAACAUCAGUAACCAAUUUUGAAGAUAAUGUUAAUAAAAAUUUAACAUCGGAUUCCCCUGUAGACUACCAAAAGAAUUUUAAUGAUGGUCAUAUACAUAUUAUUCCAAUAGCAUACACCAUUUUCCCUACACGAACAGGUUCUUCAGAACAUACUAAGGAGAGUGAACUUACACAGACAUCUCGAGGGUUAACAGACUUAGAAAUUGGCAUGUAUGCACUUCUUUGUGUAUUCUGUCUUGCAAUUUUAGUCUUUUUAAUUAAUUGUGUGGCAUUUGCUUGGAAGUAUAGGCAUAAAAGAUUUCCUGUGGCUGAUCAGGCCAAUAUUCCUCACUCUCAUGACUGGGUAUGGCUUGGAAAUGAGGUGGAGUUACUGGAAAACCCGGUAGAUAUUCCUCUCCCAGCUGAAGAGUGUACCACGAUGAUUGACCAAAGGUCACAAUUUGAAGAAAGCAAUUUUCUUCUCAAUGGGGGCUCCCAAAAAAAUCCAUACAGUCAAAUUCUUCGACCAUCUGAUUACACCUAUGAAAAAGAAGUCCAAAGUGAGCCAUUAAACCCUGGAGGAUCCAAAAGGAAAAGAGUAAAAUUUACAUCCUUUACUACUAUCUUACCCGAAGAAGGGGGCCCUUAUACUAAUGCAGUCAUAUUUGGAAAUGAUGAAAAUAUUAAGUGGGUUUGCCAAGAUAUGAACCUUGGUGAUUCACGGGAACUUAGAGACUACAUGGACAGCCUCCAAGACAACUUGUAA
Messenger RNA from Pelobates cultripes (western spadefoot toad), 5565 nucleotides. The record is from the annotation of a GenBank genome assembly. NCBI's taxonomy places the organism in Eukaryota, Metazoa, Chordata, Amphibia, Anura, Pelobatidae.